This is a messenger RNA of Closterium sp. Yama58-4, 1512 nucleotides long. The record is from the annotation of a GenBank genome assembly. Lineage: Eukaryota; Viridiplantae; Streptophyta; Zygnematophyceae; Desmidiales; Closteriaceae.
AUGGAGCGUGCAGCCCUCGGCGCGCUUGUAGUGCUGACGUGUCUCGCAGUGUCACGCGUUGACUGCGUUCCCCUCGCCAAUUUCCAGGCUCAAGUCCUGCUGGACUCUCAGAAGGCGUGGAACACAACGAUCGAUGGCUGGGUGGUUGGUGGGGACUGCAGCAAGGCGAAGAAUGUCACGUGCGAUGCCAAGGGCAUGAUAACAGCCAUAAACAUGGAGAACAACAGCUUCAUUGGCUCCAUUCCCGACUCCAUCAGCAACCUUGCGAAUCUCAAUACCUUGGUCCUGGCAUACAGCAUGCUGACCGGCAACCUUACUGAGUCCAUUGGCAAGCUGCCGAAUCUUCUCCACUUGGACCUUUACUCCAACAACUUGACUGGCGUCAUUCCCACGUCCAUUACCAACCUCGCAAAUCUUAAUCACUUAGAUCUGGCGAGCAACUUGUUGACUGGCAUCGUUCCGGGCUCCAUUAGCAACCUCGCAAAUCUUACUUACUUCGAUCUGAACCACAACAAGUUGAUCGGCACCAUUCCUGAGUGGAUUACCACCCUUGCAAAACUCAAUAACUUCGACCUGAGCUACAACAUGUUGACCAGCAUCAUUCCCAAGUCCAUUGGCGGCCUUGCAAAGCUUACUAAGCUAAACGUGGCCCACAACAUGCUGACCGGCGCCAUGCCUGCGUCCAUUGGCAACCUUGCAAGUCUUCAGUACUUGCAGCUUAGUUACAACAGCCUCAAUGGCACAAUUCCCGAAUCCAUUGGGAGGCUUUCGAGCCUUACGAACAUCUGGCUUCUCCAUAACAACCUGAGCGGCUCGAUACCAGCGGCCGUGAGCAAACUCCAAUCUGUGGCCAUCUUCAACUUGGGCUACAACAGCCUGACGGGCUCAAUCCCCGACGCCAUCUCCACACUUACGAAUAUUGCUAGCCUAGGCCUUGGUGACAACAGCCUGACUGGACCAAUUCCUGACUCCAUUUCCCAGCUUUCAAACCUGAUUGACCUGCGUCUUGGUGGAAACGACUUGUCCGGAUCGAUACCUGCUGCAAUUGGCGACCUCACGCUUCUGACAGCUCUGAACCUUUCAUCAGACUCACUGUCUGGCUCCGUGCCAUCGUUUUCGCGUCUCACUAAUCUAAACUACUUGGACCUUUCCAACAACGUCCUCACAGGCAGCAUCCCAGAGCUUAUUAACAACCUCGGCCAGCUUUCUUCCUUGAAUCUGAAUGGGAGUGGCCUCACCUGCCCUGCUGACUACUCUCCAUGUGUGACGGCGCAGCAGCAGCUCCAAAGCAUCCUCUGCCUCCAGUGCUCCUCCUUCUGCUCCACCUGCGGCAAGCCAGCACCUCGUGAGCCGAAACGAUUUGCUCAGCCAUCCCCUUUCAUGCUUUGUAUCUGUCCCACAAAAGCUUUCCUUGGAGUCUCACCGUUCAGGCUCACUCCACUCCUCAAGACCCCUUCUCCGUUCAGCUCUGCUGCUGCUUUUCUUGAAUCGCAGAGUCUAUUUUUAACUUGA